AUGAGCUCCUCUACUCCAACCAAGACCGCCACUCCUUCCCUUGUUGCGCAUGCCCGAGUAAUGGUCACGGAGGAAGAAAAGGGCGACCUUUGGCGUACCGGAAGGUCGGGAGUAAUGAGCAAACUUGCCGAUGUACGGGCCCACGAUCACGGAAAGCAAGAGCUGGCCCACAAGCAUAUUGUGCACCAUGCCCAGACGGUGGCGCAUCCCAACAAUGCCCAUGAUGCUUUGGAAGCCGAAGAGAAGAUUGCUCAUGUUCACGAACACAGGACAUUGUUGAGUGGAUUCACGCUGUAA
Messenger RNA from Seminavis robusta, 297 nucleotides. The record is from the annotation of a GenBank genome assembly. NCBI's taxonomy places the organism in Eukaryota, Bacillariophyta, Bacillariophyceae, Naviculales, Naviculaceae.